Sorex fumeus (smoky shrew) is the source of this 4135-nucleotide messenger RNA. RefSeq names its product zinc finger MYND-type containing 8 (gene ZMYND8). The record is from RefSeq and is a predicted model, not a curated record. Gene Ontology annotation, biological process: regulation of DNA-templated transcription. The coding region runs from base 506 to 4120 and encodes 1204 amino acids. Gene Ontology annotation, molecular function: protein binding. NCBI's taxonomy places the organism in Eukaryota, Metazoa, Chordata, Mammalia, Eulipotyphla, Soricidae. The transcript is spliced from 23 exons.
GAGAGACAGCAGCGGCGCGGCGGGCGCUCCUGGCGCUCAGCGUCUGCAGCUGGUAUUUUUCCACGGGCCUGGCCUGCUCGCCGGGGCCUAGCGUCUCCCAGCCGGCCGGAGCCCGAGAGAGGGUUAACAGGCAGGAAGCUGAAGGCAUCGCAGACUCCGACGGAAGUCAGAUUUUUGUUUAACUGACUGGUCUAGCAGGCCUCGGCGUGGGGGAGGAGGGCGCCGGGAAGGGAAGUCUAGCUUUGGGCAUGUGGCCUGCUAGAAGCGCCUGGGGCUGGCCUUGGGGACAGCUCUUGCUCGCCAGAGCCUCACAAAGAUAAUCGCUCAGGAAGUGUCUCAGCCAAUCCCGGGCGGCCUUACAGUCGGAUUCGCCGCGCCGGCCAAUCGGGGAUGAGCUCUUAUUAGGCGGCCAGAUCAUCAAGCCGAAGUGCCAAACCCUUUUUCUGUGAGAACUAGGAGCCUGUCCUCCAUGUUUUAUAAGUAUUGACAUUACACAGUGUUAACAAUGCAUCCACAGAGCUUGGCUGAAGAGGAAAUAAAAACAGAACAGGAGGUGGGAGAGGGCAUGGAUAUCUCCACUCGCUCCAAAGACCCCGGCUCCGCGGAGAGAACGGCCCAGAAGAGAAAGUUUCCUAGCCCUCCGCAUUCUUCCAAUGGCCACUCGCCACAGGACACCUCCACGAGCCCCAUUAAAAAGAAAAAGAAGCCGGGCUUACUCAACAGUAACAAUAAGGAGCAGUCAGAACUAAGACAUGGUCCGUUUUACUAUAUGAAGCAGCCACUCACCACAGACCCUGUUGAUGUUGUACCGCAGGAUGGACGGAAUGAUUUCUACUGCUGGGUUUGUCACCGGGAAGGCCAAGUCCUUUGCUGUGAGCUCUGUCCCCGGGUUUAUCACGCUAAGUGUCUGAGACUGACUUCGGAACCAGAGGGGGACUGGUUUUGUCCUGAGUGUGAGAAGAUCACAGUGGCAGAAUGCAUCGAGACCCAGAGCAAAGCCAUGACGAUGCUUACCAUCGAACAGCUGUCUUACCUGCUGAAGUUUGCCAUUCAGAAAAUGAAGCAGCCAGGGACAGAUGCAUUCCAGAAGCCUGUUCCGUUGGAACAACAUCCCGACUACGCGGAAUAUAUCUUCCAUCCCAUGGACCUUUGCACGUUGGAAAAGAACGCUAAAAAGAAAAUGUACGGCUGCACGGAAGCCUUCCUGGCGGACGCCAAGUGGAUCUUGCACAACUGCAUCAUUUACAAUGGGGGAAAUCACAAAUUGACACAAAUAGCGAAAGUAGUCAUCAAGAUCUGUGAACAUGAGAUGAAUGAGAUCGAAGUCUGUCCAGAGUGUUACCUUGCUGCUUGUCAAAAACGAGAUAACUGGUUUUGCGAGCCCUGUAGCAAUCCACAUCCUUUGGUCUGGGCAAAACUGAAGGGGUUUCCGUUCUGGCCUGCCAAAGCCCUGAGGGACAAAGAUGGGCAGGUGGAUGCUCGAUUCUUUGGACAACACGACAGGGCUUGGGUCCCGAUAAAUAACUGCUACCUCAUGUCUAAAGAAAUUCCUUUUUCUGUGAAAAAGACGAAAAGCAUCUUUAACAGUGCAAUGCAAGAGAUGGAAGUUUACGUGGAGAACAUCCGCCGGAAGUUUGGGGUGUUCAACUACUCCCCAUUCCGGACGCCCUACACGCCCAACAGCCAGUACCAAAUGCUGCUCGACCCCAGCAACCCCAGCGCCGGCGCCGCCAAGGUGGACAAGCAGGAGAAGGUCAAGCUCAACUUCGACAUGACGGCGUCCCCCAAGAUCCUGAUGAGCAAGUCCCUGCUGAGCGGGGGGCCCGGCCGCAGGAUCUCCCUCUCCGACAUGCCCCGCUCGCCCAUGAGCACAAACUCCUCCGUGCACACGGGCUCCGACGUGGAGCAGGACCCCGAGAAGAAGGCCACGUCCAGCCACUUCAGUGCCAGCGAGGAGUCCAUGGACUUCCUGGACAAGAGCACAGCUUCCCCAGCGUCCCUGAAGACAGGCCAAGCCGGGAGUCUGUCAGGCAGCCCGAAACCUUUCUCACCACAAGCAUCGACACCCAUCACCACGAAAACGGACAAAGCGGCCACGACGGGCAGCAUCCUGAACCUGAACCUGGACCGGAGCAAAGCCGAGAUGGACUUGAAGGAACUGAGUGAGUCGGUGCAGCAAGCCACCCCCAUCCCGCUCGUCUCUCCCAAGCGCCAGAUCCGGAGCCACUUCCAGCUGAACCUCGACAAGACCAUCGAGAGCUGCAAAGCCCAGCUAGGCAUAAAUGAGAUCUCGGAAGAUGUUUAUACGGCCGUAGAGCACAGUGACUCCGAGGACUCGGAGAAGUCCGAGAGUAGCGACAGCGAGUACAUCAGUGACGAUGAGCAGAAGGCCAAGAACGAGCCGGAGGAGACGGAGGACAAGGAGGGGGCCCACCUGGACAAGGAGCCGCCGGCCACCGCCAAGAAGCCCAAGCUGGCGAACCCCGCGGAGACCAAGGAAGAGCUGAAAGGCGCCUCGCCAGCCAGCGAGAAGGCCGAUGCGGACCCCCCGGCCAAGGACAAGGCCAGCCCCCAGCCCGAGAAGGAUUUUCCGGAAAAAGCCAAACCCUCACCCCACCCCGCCAAGGACAAACUGAAGGGGAAGGACGAGACGGACACCGCCACCGUGCAUUUGGGCCUGGACUCCGAUUCCGAGAGCGAACUGGUCAUUGAUCUCGGAGAAGACCAGACGGGGCGGGAGGGUCGGAAAAAUAAGAAGGACCCCAAAGAGCCGUCUCCCACGCAGGAUGUCGUGGCCAAAGCGCCACCAACCACGGCGGCGGCGGGCAGCCUGUCUCCCCCGGAAACGCCCGUCCUCACCCGCUCCGCCUCGCAAACGCCCACGGCUGGGGUCACCGCCACCACCAGCACCGCGUCCACCGUCACGGCCCCGGCGGCCGCCGCCACGGGAAGCCCGGUGAAAAAGCAGAGGCCGCUCUUGCCGAAGGAGACCGCCCCGGCCGUGCAGCGGGUCGUGUGGAACUCAUCAAGUAAGUUUCAAACGUCCUCCCAAAAGUGGCACAUGCAGAAGAUGCAGCGCCAGCCGCCGCCACAGCCGCCGCCACCGCAGCCGCCUCUGUCUUCCCAGGGGACGAGAUACCAGACCAGACAGGCUGUGAAAGCUGUGCAGCAGAAGGAGAUCACGCAGAGCCCGUCCACCUCCACCAUCACCCUGGUGACCAGCACCCAGCCGUCCUCCCUGGUCACCAGCUCCGGGGGCACCAGCACCCUGGCCUCCUCCAUCAGCGCUGACCUCCCCAUUGCCACCGCCUCGGCUGACGUCGCUGCCGACAUUGCCAAGUACACUAGCAAGAUGAUGGACGCCAUCAAGGGCACGAUGACGGAGAUCUACAACGACCUUUCCAAGAACACGACUGGAAGCACCAUCGCCGAGAUCCGCAGGCUGAGGAUCGAGAUUGAGAAGCUACAGUGGCUGCACCAGCAGGAGCUCUCGGAGAUGAAGCACAACCUGGAGCUGACCAUGGCGGAGAUGCGGCAGAGCCUGGAGCAGGAGCGGGACCGGCUCAUGGCCGAGGUCAAGAAGCAGCUGGAGCUGGAGAAGCAGCAGGCGGUGGACGAGACCAAGAAGAAGCAGUGGUGCGCGCACUGCCGCAAAGAGGCCAUCUUCUACUGCUGCUGGAACACCAGCUACUGCGACUACCCCUGCCAGCAGGCCCACUGGCCCGAGCACAUGAAGUCCUGCACCCAGUCAGCCACGGCCCCGCAGCAGGAGACAGACACCGAGGCCAGCACGGAAACUGUGGGCAAGUCUGCCCAGGGCAGCACAGCCAGCACGCAGGCCCCCACGCCCGAGCCCGCCAGCAACACGAAGGAGAAGGAGGCACCCACCGAGAAGAGCAAGGAGAGUUCUGCGACCCUCGACCUUUCUGGUUCCCGGGAGAUGCCCUCUUCCAUUCUCUUAGGCUCCAGCCAAGGCUCCGAGCACUCCCGGAGCAGCAAGUCCAGCGGCUGGAGCGGCGGCGAGGAGAAGCGGCCGGCACCCCGCACCGAGCAGAGCAGCACCCCCAGCUCCAAGAACCUCCUGCCCUCAGAGUCGCGGCUGGACGCCUUCUGGGACUAGGGCCACGGCGGCGUG